Messenger RNA from Dovyalis caffra, 918 nucleotides. The record is from the annotation of a GenBank genome assembly. Lineage: Eukaryota; Viridiplantae; Streptophyta; Magnoliopsida; Malpighiales; Salicaceae.
AUGGAAAACCAGCCGACGAUCAUGAUCACCAACGAUGACGGUAUUGACGCACCAGGACUGCGAGCGCUGAUUGAGGUCUUGGUCUCUACCCGGCGCUUCCAGAUCCUUGUUUGCGCUCCGGACUCGGAGAAAUCAGCUGUGAGCCAUAGUAUUACAUGGCGUCAUCCAGUUGCUGUUCGACGAGUGGAUAUUGAGGGAACAACUGCCUAUGCAAUUGCUGGAACUCCAGCAGAUUGUAGUUCUUUAGGAAUCUCCAAAGCACUCUUUCCUUCAAUACCUGAUCUGGUAAUUAGCGGCAUAAACAUGGGGAGCAACUGUGGUUAUCACAUUGUUUACUCAGGAACAGUUGCUGGCGCUCGAGAGGCAUUCUUUAAUGAUAUACCUGCCAUCUCCAUAUCAUAUGAUUGGUUUGGAGGUCAGAGCAAUGUUGAGAACUUCACACUUGCUGCUGAGGCUUGCAUACCAUUAAUAACUGCAAUAUUAAUUGAGAUUAAGAAUAAAACUUACCCUAUAAAGUGUUUUUUGAAUAUCGAUCUUCCAACGGAUGUUGCUAAUAAUAAGGGGUAUAAGCUGACCAAGCAGGGUAAAAGCCUAUAUAAAAUGGGGUGGAGCCAAGUUACUUCUGGCAUGCAAGGAGGAAAAAUGUUAUCAACAAUGACAAUGGAUACAGAUUCAACAGCACCAGUAGAGACUGAUACAUUAAAUAUAUCACAAGACCAUCUUUUGUUCAAGAGAGAAGUAUUGGGAGGGCAACUUGAUGAAGGUGACUUUGAUGAUGUGGACUUCAAAUUUCUUCGGCAAGGAUAUAUUACUGUAACUCCCCUUGGUGGCCUCUCCCAUGCAGAAAUAGGUUGCCACUCAUAUUUUAAAGCUUGGCUGCCAAGUGUUGAGGAAUGCCCAUCUUCAUCAUCCUUAUAA